This is a messenger RNA of Arabidopsis thaliana (thale cress), 1722 nucleotides long. RefSeq names its product DCD (Development and Cell Death) domain protein. The record is from RefSeq and is marked reviewed. The coding region runs from base 336 to 1226 and encodes 296 amino acids. Gene Ontology annotation, biological process: response to endoplasmic reticulum stress. NCBI's taxonomy places the organism in Eukaryota, Viridiplantae, Streptophyta, Magnoliopsida, Brassicales, Brassicaceae. The transcript is spliced from 5 exons.
UUUUUCUAUAAUCCCUUAGUCUAGUGUUGUUUAGACUUUCAAUUCUGCUCCAAAAUCUCUGGAUUUUUGAAUCUACCGUUCAUUUUCUAGAGAUUUUGGUUUCUCUCAGUCUAAGAGUCGUCUUUUGAAAUCUUGAAUGAUGAAUCUGAGAGUUUCUAUGAAAUUUGAUGGAAUUUUGUGUGUUCAGUUGUUGAUUAGGGUUUGGGAUUCAAUAACUUUCAAAUUUGGUUUCGAUUAGGUUCGAUUUGGUUAUUUUUACCUGUGAAUUGAUCUCGAUUCGUUGUAUUAACGUCUCUUUGUGUUUUUUUAUUCUGUUUAUGCUAGCCUUUUGAGAUAUGGACAGCUUCUGGCAAUUAGGUGAUGAGCUACGAGGUCAGACGAGAGCAUCAGAGGAUCACAAAUGGUCUACUGUUGCAACGAAGCUAGCUGAGCAAACUAGAAUGAAAGGGGAGAGGAUGAACAAUCUUGAUCUCUCCAAAGGUUACACUGAGUUUAGACCAAGUGAGAAAUUCAGUUUCCAGGAGAACAAUCUUAACUUCAACAUGUUGAAUUUGGAUGGUAAAUUUGGUGAAAGCAUCAUGGGGAAGACUUCGAUGCAGAGCAAUGUUUAUAAUAUGAAUACUGUUUUCCAGAAGAAUGACUUUAAGAGUGGAGGCAACAUGAAAGUUAACAAGUAUAAUGGUAAUGUUGUUGCUAACAAGGAGAUGAGCAACAACAAACAUAACAACAACUGCAAUGAUAAUGGGAAUAUGAAUUUGGCUGUUGACAAGAGGUUUAAAACCUUGCCUGCUUCGGAGACUCUUCCGAGGAAUGAAGUUCUUGGUGGUUACAUCUUUGUUUGCAACAAUGAUACUAUGCAGGAGGAUAUGAAACGUCACCUCUUUGGUUUACCUCCAAGAUACAGAGACUCUGUUCGAGCUAUAACACCUGGAUUGCCUCUGUUUCUUUACAACUACACCACUCACCAGCUUCAUGGUAUCUUUGAGGCAACAACUUUUGGAGGUACUAAUAUUGAUGCUACUGCUUGGGAAGACAAAAAGUGCAAAGGAGAGUCAAGGUUUCCGGCUCAGGUAAGGAUCAGAGUGAGGAAAAUCUGCAAAGCCUUGGAAGAGGACUCCUUCAGGCCAGUACUUCACCACUAUGAUGGUCCAAAAUUCCGCCUUGAGCUCUCUGUUCCUGAGACAUUGGAUCUGCUAGAUCUUUGCGAACAAGCUGGUUCUGCAUAAGCCGAAACGAUCAACCUUGCAAUGCCACGUUGCAAAGAGGGGGAUGUUUUGUAUGAAAUCUAUCUAUAUAUGUAAGACCUACCGUAAGAGCGUAAGCUUUUGGGAUUUAGUUAAGAGUCGGAUUCAAAUGUAUGUUUACUAAGAAGGGAUGAGAGUAUGUGUGGUCUUAAGGCAAGCAAAAGAGCGAAGAGGCUCUGCCGAAUAAGCGACUACUCUUGUUCUGUGUCGUGUCUGAUGUGUGAGUGUGUGUCUGUGUUUGUGAGAGAUUCGAUACUCUUUGAAACAAAGAUUUAUGUAGAAGAAUAUAGAGAAAGAAAGACUACUAUAAACAGAGCCAAAAAAUGAUGUGAGCUACUGUUUGUGCUUGCUUGUGUAAGGAUAAAACAAAUUGUCCUAAAUGACAAGUUUAACUUUUAAGUACCGGAGUCAUUUUUUGACAGGUUCGUUAUGCUGCUAGUACCCUGAAAUUAUUCGUUUUCAAUUACCCAUUAUAUCG